Messenger RNA from Lachancea fermentati, 1695 nucleotides. Lineage: Eukaryota; Fungi; Ascomycota; Saccharomycetes; Saccharomycetales; Saccharomycetaceae. The record is from the annotation of a GenBank genome assembly.
AUGGCAAGCGAACACGACGAAUUUGUAGCGACUCUAGAAUCCUUUAAAGACCUGAAGUCUGGGAUCUCUGGGUCCCGUAUCAAGAAAUUGACCUCGUAUGCACUUGAGCAUGUUGACGAUGAGGAGACUUUGAUGCAAAUGAUCAUAAAUUACUCUAAGCACUGUCCCGAUACUCAUAAACUGGGUUCCUUGUACAUUAUAGAUUCUAUCGGUAGAGCGUAUCUGGAUCAAGCCAGAGCGCGCGACGAUUACAUCAAGUCUAGUGCUAAGAAAGGUUCUUGUGCCCAUGGUGUAUAUACACUAGGUGAUUCCAUCCAAGAACUGUUGGGUGACGCCAUUUUGAAAAGUAAUGACGAUCAUAAAGAUAAGAUCCGUACUUUGAUCGACAUCUGGGAUAGGAGUGGUCUAUUCCAAAAGGGCUACCUAAAUGCUGUCAGGGCAAAGUACUUUUCCAUGGAUGUACCAGGUAUUUCUUCCUCGGCACCAGUAAAAUCCUUGUCGCAGGACCCCAAGGAAAGGUGCCUUCAAAUCUUGAAGAAUUUUCAACCAAAUCAAAAUGUACCACAAGUAAGCAUCCCUGCUGGCAUGCUUUCUGAUGAGUUAGCUGCUCAACAAUCGGCCUUGCUUCAGUUUUUAGUAAGUCUUCAACAAUGCGCUGCAUCUACCAACGUGAUAGGAGUACAAAGUGCUCGCUCUCAGGAAUCUCAACAGUCCUCUCAAAUUGCUCCAACUCUUCAGCAAAGUAGGGGUGAUAGAAGGGAGCGUUAUGGCACGACUUCUUCCAAAAGAGGCAGAUCAAGAAGUCCUCCAAGAAGGGAGCAUCACAAGUCAGAGGGACCAAGUGCUGCAAACAAUCAUCAUCUAUACCCCGAUGAAGAAAACGUUCCAAGUAAUCCCCAUUUCAGGCCGAAACCGGUAUCUUUUGAUCCAACAGUUCCUCCUGAUAAUAUUAAGGUGUACAGUAGGACCUUGUUCGUGGGAGGUGUCCCACCUGCAAUGAAGGAAUAUGACAUUGCAGCUGUCUUGAGGCCAUACGGUGAAGUUCAGAGUGUUAUAUUGAACAGCUCUAGGAAGCACGCCUUUGUGAAAGUAUAUUCAAGGCAAGAGGCAGAGAAUGUGUUGAACAAUUUUAACAAAGACGGAUCUUCUCCUUUAAGAACAAGAUGGGGUGUAGGUUUCGGACCCAGGGAUUGCUGUGACUACCAACAUGGUUACAGUAUAAUACCAUUACACAGACUUACUGACGCUGAUAAAAAGUGGUCAGUUAGCGCACAAUGGGGUGGCACUGGUGGCCAGCCUUUACAAGCAACAAUGGUUUUCGAAGAGCCUGAUAUUGUUGUCGGCGAAGGCGUAUCAUCGAAAGCUAUUUCUCAGAAAAUGCCCACGGAUAGCGGAAGAAAUGGACCAAAGUCAGGAAAGCCAACAAGGAGCUCCAAUUUCAGGCAAUCCCCCAACCAGAAUCAAUUUUACGGCCAAAUGAAUAUGACGCCCGUUCCAGUCCAGCAACAAUACCCGCCAGUUUAUAGCGGCAGUCCCCCAAUUCAGUCAUAUGCAAUGCCCAAUGUACCACAGCAGCAAAUGCCGCCUAUCUAUGACUCCGGGGUCGCAUCCCAGUCGCAAUCUCCGGCUCAAUCUCAAUUUGAUCCAACCGCGCAGUUGAAUUCUUUGAUGAGUAUGCUUAAUCAGCAAAAAUAA